Myotis myotis is the source of this 2543-nucleotide messenger RNA. RefSeq names its product AT-rich interaction domain 5A (gene ARID5A). NCBI's taxonomy places the organism in Eukaryota, Metazoa, Chordata, Mammalia, Chiroptera, Vespertilionidae. The record is from RefSeq and is a predicted model, not a curated record. Gene Ontology annotation, cellular component: nucleus. Bases 371 to 2179 code for a protein of 602 amino acids. Gene Ontology annotation, molecular function: transcription cis-regulatory region binding. Gene Ontology annotation, biological process: regulation of transcription by RNA polymerase II. The transcript is spliced from 8 exons.
CUGCCGAAGGGAAAAGUAGACAGUCAGAGGGGGACGAUCCCCCAGACCCACCGGUGUCCCCUCAACCCGAUGGUGAGCAGAGCAGGAGCCAGAGCCCAAUCCAGCUGGAGGCUGGAGUGAAAUCCUAAUCCAUGUAGGAGAGUGGUCGCCCGUGGUCACAGUUUAAUGGCCUGCGUGGAGUUCAGAGAAGCACAAAUGCAUGUGACGAGCUUCUUUCUGGGGCAGCACCACCCAGAGCCUUGGUCUCCAGGAUGUUAGUUUCAUAGGUCCUUCUGGUAUUUGGGGCCUCCCACCCACGACCUGGGAGCUUCGGUUCCCUGAGCCCUCAGCCCCGGCCUCGCCGUACCCCCUGCCCUGAGCCACUAGCCCGAUGAACAGCACCAGGAGGGACUGCACCUCUGAGAGCAGAAGCCAAAAGUCCUGUGCAUUCGACAGUGUGCCAGGAACCGGGACGCGGCCCCUCCUCCCUGAGGACUCCCCCGAGGCAGGCGGGGAGCGGGAGGAGGCGCAGGAGCGGGAGGAGGAGCAGGCCUUCCUGGUCAGCCUCUACAAGUUCAUGAAGGAGCGACACACGCCCAUCGAGAGGGUGCCCCAUCUUGGCUUCAAGCAGAUUAACCUGUGGAAGAUCUACAAGGCCGUGGAGAAGCUGGGGGCCUACGAGAUGGUGACCGGCCGCCGCCUCUGGAAGAACGUGUAUGACGAGCUGGGGGGCAGCCCAGGCAGCACCAGUGCGGCCACGUGCACUCGGCGCCACUACGAGAGGCUGGUCCUCCCAUACGUGCGGCACCUGAAGGGGGAGGAUGACAAGCCGCUGCCCCCCUCCAAGCCCAGGAAGCAAUACAAGAUGGCCAAGGAGCCUCGAGGGGACGACGGGGCCACCGAGAGGCUGAAGGCCAAGGAGGAGCAGCUGGGCCAGGUGAGCCCCGAGCCCCAGGGCCACCAGAUGAUGCCAGGAAGGACCAAGAUCGACCCCAUCGACCUGGUGAGGCCCCCCAGCCAGGAGCCACCCCAGGACAGAACCGAACAACCAGGCCCAGCUCCCGGGUCCUCUCUGCCCUUCGUGGGUGCCAGCGGCUGCCCUGAGGCCUACAAGCGGCUCCUGUCCAGUUUUUACUGCAAAGAGACACAUGGCAUCAUGUCACCACUGGCCAAAAAGAAGCUCCUGGCCCAGGUGAGCAAGGCAGAAGCCUUGCAGUGCCAGGAGGAGAGCUGUCGCCACGGGGCAGGUAGCCCUAAUGGGGAACCCCAGGCGUCCCCGGCUGCUCGCCCCCCAGAGAGUCCCCGGAGCCCAGGAGGGUCACCUGAGAACCACAGGCACCAGCUGGCCCCUCAGGAGGGGUCACAGGGCCCUGGUGGCAGCCUCGGGGAGGAGGCUCAGGCAGGCCCCCACCCGCCAGCCCCCACCUUCACUGGCUGUUUCCAUGCCUACCCCACCAAGGUGCUCAAGCCCAUCAGCCAGCACCCCCGGGACUUCUUUCCCCAUCUCAAAGAUGGGGUGCUCUGGGGAUCCCCUGGAAAAGAGGAGGGGCUGCCAGUCAAAGAGUCGGCGCUGGUGUGGGGUGGGGAUGUCAACCGUCCCUCUGCAUUCCACAGAGGGGGCUCCAGAAAAGGCAGCCUCUGCCCCAGGCCCAAAGCCUGCUGGGUGUCCCCCAUGGCCAAGGUUCCUGCUGAGAGCCCCGUGCCCCUGCCCGCUUUCCCUGGCAGCUCAGGCCUCAGCAAGCGCAGCCGAGAGGAAGAGGGGUUUGUCCCUAGUGGCAAAAAACUGCAGGCAGUGCCUCCCUUUCUCAAGGAGGCGGAUGCCAAGGAGUGUGGGGCCAAGUCUGUGGGGCCUGGCGUGGCCGUCUCCUGCUUGCUGGGCCCAGCCCUGGGGCCUGCCCUCCCAGAGGCCUACAGGGGCACCAUGAUGCGCUGCCCACUGAACUUCACUGGCACCCCGGACCCCUUAAAGGGCCAGGCUACGUUCCCCUUCAGCCCCCUGGUCAUCCCAGCCUUCCCGGCUCACUUCCUGGCCACUACAGCCCCCUCACCCAUGGCCGCUGGCCUUAUGCACUUCCCCCCAGCAUCCUUCGACAGCACCCUCCGCCACAGACAUUGCCCAGCCUCAUCGGCAUGGCACGUGCCACCUGCCACAACCUAUGCAGCACCCCACUUCUCUUUCCACCUUAAUACCAAGCUCUAGGUUGGAGCCACGGCUCUGCACUAUGCUGUGGAGAGUCUGAUGCAGCCUGAGAUGGCGGCACUGCCAGGGGGCUUUGGGCUGGAAGCUCAUUCCUCAGGAGAGCUUGGCUGUGCCCAAUGCAAGAACGGGCCCAUGGGGGGCAGCCUGGCUCAGAGGGUGGCAGUGGGGUUUGUCUCGGUAGCCUGGGAGCUGGGGUCCAGUUGUAGGAAGGCCUUAGGAGAAGCUGGUGCAGGGCAGGGCUGGCAGCACCCAGCUGGGCCCCAGAGCGGAGGCCAGGAACGGGGUGAGGGGCUGAGAAGCCAGCUAGUAGCUUGAGGCAUCCAGAUACCCACAAAAAACCCAAUAAAAUGCCGUGUGAAUCCAC